Molecule: messenger RNA, 1909 nt
Organism: Maniola jurtina (meadow brown)
Lineage: Eukaryota; Metazoa; Arthropoda; Insecta; Lepidoptera; Nymphalidae
Product: protein ALP1-like
Exons: 2
Coding region: 674-1864 (396 amino acids)
Source: RefSeq, a predicted model, not a curated record
GCCCUAAGGCUCGAAGAAAUAAAUGAAGAAGUCGGAGGCAACGUCCUCCUAAGGGCGCCUCCUGUGAGGCUCGGACCACGGCUUAGGCUGACGUUGGGAUGGGUGGAUUGGUCGGACUAGCUAGUCCACACGUCCCCGAGGCCGUGGCGUGAGUCCACGUCCGGGUGACGUAAGAAAUCGGGGACCUCGUCUUCGCCGGCGAAGACGCUGUAAAUUGUUUGUUUCGUGUAGCCCUACAAGAAAGGGAGCAUUGUCCGUCAUAAUUUGGUCGUCGGGAUCGUUAAGGACGUGCUUUGGGCGUCUUUUGUCGGGAGGGUCGUUACGGUCGGGGGUAUAUGUUGAUGCCCCAACUACCAGGGGGUUGGGGUGUUUGGUGGCUUUCUCAAAAUAAUUUUUAGAAAGCUGUUUAAAGUAAUAAGCUAUGGUCGGGAGCUGGAGGUCUCUAUGGAGGUCUACAUUACGCACGUACCACGGAGAGCCUGUGGCCAUGCGCAUGAAUUUGUUUUGUAGGACUUGGAGGGGUUUGAGGGAGGAGGGUGGCAAAUGUGCAAAUGCGAUGCAGGCAUAUGGCCGGGUUCCCACUAUGCCGGACCGGCAGAUCUGCCGGAAACCGGACACCGGACAGAGUGUUCACAUUUAAAGCACCUCAGUUGAAUUUGGACCUGUGCCCACAAUGGACGACGAAAUUGUUGUGUUGUGGUGGUGGUGGUACAGAAGGCAAAAUAAAAGAAGAAAGUAUUGGGUACAUCCUAUUUUACGGGAAAGAUUUACACUAGGGACAUUUGAAACAUUGAUGGGUGAACUUAGAAGUGACGGAUCAAAGUUCUUCAAUUAUUUUCGAAUGACAACAACCACUUUUGACGAUUUACUGGGACGACUUUCACCAGGCAUAAGAGUACGAAAUACAAGUUUUAGAGAAUGUAUUUGCCCAGAACAAAGAUUGGCCAUUUGUUUAAGAUAUUUAGCUUCAGGAUGUUCAUUCAAAGAAAUACAUUACUCAUACAGAGUAGGCGUUUCGACAAUAAGUAAAAUAAUAAAAGAAAUGAGCAACGUCAUUUGGGAAAGCCUACAGACAGAUUUUCUUAAGCUGCCUGAUACUGAGAGAGAAUGGGAGGACAUCGCUUUAAGAUUCGAAAGAAAAGCCAACUUUCCUCACUGUAUUGGAGCAGUAGAUGGCAAACAUAUUAGAAUUUUGAAGCCAGCCAAGAGUGGUUCUAUGUUCUUUAAUUACAAGGAAUAUUAUUCUUUUGUAUUAAUGGCAAUUGUCGAUUCAGAGUACCGAUUUAUUUUUAUCAGUGUGGGCUCGUAUGGCAAGGAAUGCGAUUCCACUAUAUUAAAGGAUAGUAUAUUUUGGAAAAAAAUCAAUGAUGGUACUUUAAAUGUACCAAAGCCUCGACCACUUCAUACAAACAUGCACGAGGAAUUACCGUUUAUACUAGUUGGCGAUGAAGGCUUUGCUUUAACACCUAAUCUCCUACGUCCAUAUGGAGGUACACAUUUGAAUAAUGAUAAAAAGAUUUUUAACUAUAGAUUAAGUCGAGCACGAAGGUACGUUGAGUGCGCUUUUGGUAUUCUAGCAAAUAAGUGGCGAAUACUCCAUCGGCCUAUAGAUCUGAACGUAGACACAGCAAUUAAAGUAAUUAAAGCUUGUACAGUCUUACAUAAUUUUGUUAGAGAAAAAGACGGUAUAAAUUUUGAAAGUUACCAAAAUAUAGAAAAUGGACAAGAACAAGAAACGAGACCCGUGGAUCGAAAUGGGUCGACUCGAGGUGGCCCUAAUGCCAAUGCUAUACGGACAGCAUUUACUAAUUAUUUUGUUUCGGAUAUUGGUUCCGUUCCGUGGCAGGCAGCAGCUAUAAAUUAAAAUUUGUGAAUGCAUUUUUAUCAAUAAAAAUAUUUAAAAAACUCA